Ilex paraguariensis (yerba mate) is the source of this 1815-nucleotide messenger RNA. Lineage: Eukaryota; Viridiplantae; Streptophyta; Magnoliopsida; Aquifoliales; Aquifoliaceae. The record is from the annotation of a GenBank genome assembly.
AUUAAUCAGCAUAAACAUGACAAUUUUUUCUCCAAAAUCGAAUAUGAUUCUUCUUACGUUGUCCCCUCAACCUUCUCUAUAAAUCAGCCAAAACUAAAGCUAUUCCGAUGAGGGAAGCUUUAGUUUCAUACAGUUCCAAUGGCUACACUCUCUCUCUUCUUCUACCUCAUCUCUCUCCUCUCUCUCCUCACCUUUUCUUCAUCAUCAACAUCACCAGACACCAUCACCAUCUCCCUCUCACCCUUCACCAGAACCCCACACUCCAACCUAUGGCAGAGGCUCAACCGCCUAGUUUCUUCAUCUCUCUCCAGAACUCACCUCAUCAAACACCCCCACAAGAACAAUUCUCUCACCAAAACAUCUGUUUUCCCUGAAAGCUAUGGAGGCUACUCCAUACCUCUCAGCUUCGGCACACCCCCACAAACCCUCUCUUUCGUCAUGGACACUGGUAGUAGCCUAACGUGGUUCCCAUGCACACAAAGAUAUGAUUGUUUCCAAUGUAAUUUCCCAAACAUAAACCCCAAAAACAUAUCAACUUUCUUUCCCAAACGAUCGUCUUCUGCAAAGCUUUUGGGUUGCAGGAACGAGAAAUGCGGGUUGAUAUUUGGCCCGGAUGUGAAUUCUCGGUGCAGAGGCUGCGAUGGAAGUUCCGGUAACUGUACACAGACUUGUCCGGUGUAUUUGGUUCAGUAUGGGUCCGGAGCAACAACUGGGUUUCUACUUUCCGAGAAACUUGUUUUUCCCGACAAAAUUGUGAGUGAUUUUGUUGUUGGGUGCUCACUUUUUUCUUCCCAGCAACCCUCUGGCAUCGCCGGAUUCGGCCGUGGGCCGGAAUCGUUGCCGGCGCAGAUGGGUCUCAAGAGGUUCUCUUAUUGUCUGGUGUCUCACAGUUUUGACGGCUCUCCGGUAAGUAGUGACCUUGUUUUGGUCGGUGGGUCAGAUUCCGGCGAUGGCAAGUCCCGUAAUGUGAGUUACACACCGUUUCGCAAGAACCGUAUCACCCCAAACUCCAUAUUUCGAGAAUAUUACUACGUAACUCUUCGGAAAAUCACCGUCGGCGGCGUUAAUGUCAAAGUUCCUUACAGUUUUCUGGUGCCGGGAAGUGACGGCAACGGCGGUACUAUGGUUGACUCCGGCACGACUUUUACGUCCAUGGACGAGGAGGCUUAUGAGCUGGUAACACAAGCAUUUGAAAAGCAGAUGGCCCACUAUAGUCGAAAUGCUGACGUGGAAAAUCAGUCCGGUUUAAGGCCAUGUUUUGAUAUAUCCGGAAAAAAACCGUUAUUUUAUCCGAAAUUAAUUUUUCAUUUCAAAGGUGGUGCAAAAAUGGAUUUGCCUAUGGCAGAUUAUUUUUCCUUUGAAGGUUCGAGUGCCGUGUGCAUGACAAUCGUGUCGAAUGGUGCCGAUAGUCGAGCGUUCGGGCCUUCGAUUGUUAUCGGUAAUUAUCAACAGCAAAAUUUUUACAUGGAGUAUGAUUUGGAAAAUGAGAGGCUCGGAUUUCGAAAACAAAUUUGUAAGUGAGUUAGUGGAGCACACGGAGAAAUGAUGAUGGUGGCAAUAGAGUAAUAUAGAGCUCAUUGUAUUCUUAGCUCGUUGUGGGAAUGAUUUUAAUACUGAAAUUCAAAUUAUGAACUGUAAAGUAGAUUAGCAUGUACCAUGUUUAAGGAACACUUGGUGUAUGUCCUUUUUUGGGACCUUUAGACUUUAAGGGACUUGUUCUAAUGAUCAAGAAACAAGAAACAAGAAAGUGUCUUGUCCUAUUUUUUUUCCUGUAAAUCAGAGUAGAAUUGGAACACUUUCUAAGACGGGAUUCAA